CUUUUACAAAACACGCUUUUUGUCAGUGAAUUUGCCUUCUGAGCGCAGUGUUUUUACUUUUCUUAUUUUUUUCUUAUUUAAUUUAAACACAAGAAUCAUUUAAAAAAAUUAUCAAAGUAAUAAAAGAAAAAACUCAUUUAAUUAAGGAAAAUGGCAGAUAUUGAUGAUUUAUUUGAUUGUUUCGAAAGCAAAGAAGACACAACAUCUGUCCCAGUUGCUGAAGAAAAUGUCCCCACAGUCGAUUUAGACGAAGAAGAAGAAAAUAAACCAGUACCAAAACGCCAACACAAUGAUAAUGACACCUCUUCUUACAAACGUCCCAAAGUUACCGAAUCAAUACUUGACGACAUCUGCGUUGAGGCUCUCAACACUCGCAUAUCAGUUCACGUUAUAGAAUCACCCGACUCAUGCACCCACGAGGUGGCAACGUACCCGGGACAAGAAUAUACCCCAUUAACUCCAUUCACUGGUCCCCCCUCUAAAGAAUAUCCAUUCAUAUUGGAUCCUUUUCAAAAAGAAGCAAUCAUGUGCAUUGACAACAACCAAAGUGUUCUUGUCUCCGCACACACCUCCGCAGGCAAAACUGUCGUCGCUGAAUAUUCAAUUGCUAAAUCUCUUAACGCCAAACAACGAGUCAUUUACACAACUCCUAUUAAAGCCCUGUCCAAUCAGAAAUUCCGUGAAUUCACCGAAGAAUUCAAGGAUGUUGGUUUGGUCACAGGUGAUGUGACCAUCAAUCCAUCGGCUUCUUGUCUCAUUAUGACAACAGAAAUUCUCAGAAAUAUGUUGUAUAGAGGUUCGGAGAUUAUGCGAGAAGUCGGUUGGGUGGUUUUCGAUGAAAUCCAUUACAUGCGUGAUAAAGAACGUGGCGUUGUCUGGGAGGAGACUUUAAUCCUUUUACCUGACAAUGUCAGGUAUGUCUUUCUCUCGGCUACUAUUCCCAAUGCUCGUCAAUUUGCCGAGUGGGUGUGUCAUCUGCAUAAGCAACCUUGUCAUGUGGUUUACACUGAUUAUCGUCCAACUCCUCUGCAACAUUAUAUAUUCCCAGCUGGAGGCGAUGGCAUCCAUUUGAUUGUGGACGAAAAGGGUAUUUUUAAGGAGGACAACUUCAAUACAGCCAUGCAAGUCCUCCAGGGAGCUGGCGAUGCAGCCAAGGGUGAUCAAAAGGGUAGAAAGGGUGGAAUUAAGGGAGUCAAUGCGGGACAGACAAAUAUCUUUAAGAUUGUCAAAAUGAUUAUGGAGCGUAACUUCGCUCCGGUGAUCAUUUUCUCUUUCAGUAAGAAAGAGUGUGAAGUUUAUGCAAUGCAGAUGGCUAAACUCGACUUUAACACAAAUGAGGAAAAGAAGCUAGUCGAUGAAGUCUUUAAUAAUGCUCUCAGUGUUCUCUCUGAGGAGGAUCGACAGUUGCCUCAGGUGGAGAAUGUUUUGCCACUAUUGCGACGUGGAAUUGGCAUCCAUCAUGGUGGACUAUUGCCAAUUCUUAAAGAAAUCAUUGAAAUUUUAUUCGGUGAAGGUUUGAUUAAGGCUCUUUUUGCCACUGAAACCUUUGCCAUGGGAUUGAAUAUGCCCGCGAGGACUGUACUUUUUACGGCUCCGAGAAAAUUCGAUGGUAAAGAUUUUCGAUGGAUUACUUCGGGAGAAUAUAUUCAGAUGUCUGGUCGUGCUGGGCGUCGUGGUAUUGAUGACAAAGGUAUUGUCAUACUUAUGAUUGAUGAGAAAGUUUCACCAUCUGUGGGAAGGGCUAUUGUUCAAGGCAAAGCAGAUCCUAUUAAUUCGGCGUUCCAUUUGACUUAUAACAUGGUUUUGAAUUUGCUUAGGGUUGAGGAAAUCAAUCCGGAAUACAUGUUGGAGAGGUCAUUCUUUCAAUUCCAAAAUCAGAGUUCCAUUCCGGAAUUGUAUAAACAGGUUCAAGAUAAACAACUGGAACUGGAGAAAAUCAAAAUUCCCGAUGAACACAGUGUGGCAUCUUAUCAUCAUAUUCGUGAUCAAUUGGACACUUUGGGCAAACAAUUCAGAACUUACAUUACCAAACCUGAAUAUUUGAUGCCAUUUUUACAGCCAGGUCGACUUGUCAAAGUUCAAAAUGAAACCGAUGAAUUUGACUGGGGAAUAGUAGUGAAUUUUAAGAAACAAGCAGAUAAAAUUCGUAACCCACUUAAAUCAGAGACAAAUGUAAUCGUAGACGUUCUACUGUAUGUCACUGAAGAAUCAGCCAAAACCGACGAACCUAAACCAUGUACUCCCGGAAAAAAAGGCAACAUGGAAGUUGUCCCAGUUCUGCAUAAACUCAUUUCGCAAAUUUCCUCCUUACGAGUAUACUAUCCAAAUGACUUACGUCCAGCUGACAAUCGUAAAAGUGUUCUUAAAACUGUCGAAGAGGUUAAGAAACGUUUUCCCAAGGGACCACCACUUUUGAAUCCUAUCAAAGAAAUGCACAUUAAGGAACCAGAAUUCAAACAAAUUGUCGAAUCAAUUGAUAAAUUCGAAGAACGACUUUUUGCCCAUCCACUGCACAAUGCCAAAGAGUUGCAGGCUCUUUAUGGCAAAUACACUGGCAAACUGGAAGUUCAAAAUGAGUUGAAAACUGUCAAAGGCAAACUGAAGGAGGCCCGGAGCCUACUGCAAAUGGACGAACUACAAAAGAGGAAGAGAGUAUUGCGACGAAUGGAAUACUGCACAGCAUCGGAUGUUAUCGAAUUUAAGGGUCGUGUUGCGUGUGAACUCAGUUCGGCCGAUGAACUGCUCAUGACCGAAUUGAUAUUCAAUGGAGUGUUCAAUGAACUGACCACUGCCCAAUCCGUUUCACUACUAUCGACUUUUGUGUGUGACGAAAAAUCUUCCGAAACGCCACAAUCCACCGAAGAACUAUCUGGGCCACUUCGCUCAAUGCAAGAAUUGGCACGCAGAAUUGCCAAAAUCUCCAAUGAAUGUAAGCUAGAUCUAGACGAGGAGACUUAUGUGGAAAAAUUCAAACCUUUUAUGAUGGAUGUUGUGUUGGCGUGGUGCAAGGGAGCAUCGUUUUUGAGUGUUUGCAAAAUGACAGAUAUAUUUGAAGGAUCGAUUAUUCGUUGUAUGCGACGAUUGGAAGAGCUUCUCAGGCAGAUGUGUCAAGCGGCAAAGACAAUUGGUAAUACAGAGUUGGAGAAUAAAUUUUCGGAGGGUGUUCGAUUGCUGAAAAGAGAUAUUGUAUUUGCUGCUUCAUUAUAUUUGUAAAAAAAAAAAAAACAAAAUUAUAACAUUUUGACCGAAAUGAUGGAUGA
Episyrphus balteatus (marmalade hoverfly) is the source of this 3260-nucleotide messenger RNA. RefSeq names its product exosome RNA helicase MTR4 (gene Mtr4). Gene Ontology annotation, biological process: maturation of 5.8S rRNA; RNA catabolic process. Gene Ontology annotation, molecular function: RNA helicase activity; ATP binding; RNA binding. The transcript is spliced from 3 exons. Bases 151 to 3213 code for a protein of 1020 amino acids. Lineage: Eukaryota; Metazoa; Arthropoda; Insecta; Diptera; Syrphidae. The record is from RefSeq and is a predicted model, not a curated record. Gene Ontology annotation, cellular component: nucleus.